Molecule: messenger RNA, 1366 nt
Organism: Sebastes umbrosus (honeycomb rockfish)
Lineage: Eukaryota; Metazoa; Chordata; Actinopteri; Perciformes; Sebastidae
Gene: foxl3
Product: forkhead box L3
Exons: 3
Coding region: 173-922 (249 amino acids)
Biological process (GO): anatomical structure morphogenesis; regulation of transcription by RNA polymerase II; cell differentiation
Molecular function (GO): RNA polymerase II cis-regulatory region sequence-specific DNA binding; DNA-binding transcription factor activity, RNA polymerase II-specific
Source: RefSeq, a predicted model, not a curated record
CGGCCCUCAGCAGCAGCAGAGCUCAGAGUGAGUGUCAGCUGGCUGAGCAGAGCAUGGUGGCAGAGCAGAGCAGCAGGAUAGGGUGUUGGUGUUGGGUUCAGGAGAGUCAGAGGAGCCAGACAGUUUGGAUCAAACAGUUUGGAUCACACGUCCGACUCCUCAAAGCGUAGAUAUGUUUGAUAACUCCAACUACCCCUUCAACUGUUUCAACUACGAUGGAGACGGAUACCCUUCCUCCAGCACAGACGAAGAGAAGAAAAUGUGUAGACCCGCAUACAGCUACAUAGCUCUGAUCGCCAUGGCCAUCCAGCAGAGCCCUGAGCAGCGGGUCACUCUGUCGGGCAUCUACGAGUUCAUCAUGAAGAGGUUUCCUUACUACCGCUCCAACCAGAGAGCCUGGCAGAACUCCAUCAGACACAACCUGUCUCUCAACAGCUGCUUCAUCAAGGUUCCUCGGACAGAGGGCAAUGAGAAGGGAAAGGGAAACUACUGGACUUUUGCCACCGGUUGUGAAUCCAUGCUUGACCUGUUUGAAAACGGCAACUUUCGGCGUCGCCGGCGCAGGAGGAACAUGAAAAUCGGCUUCCGUGAUUCGGGAGAAACCCCUUUCCACCCUCUGGAGAGCCACAGCAAUCAGCACGUACCCGCGGCUCGGCGCCACGAACCCGACGCCACCCUCUGCCCUUUGAACCCUGAGAGGCCGAGGACAGGCCCCCAGCAGAACCACCUCAUCCCGAACCCCACCCAGCAGGGGAAACCAGAGUCAGAGAUCAAGUUUAGCAUUGACUACAUCCUAUCCACUCCGGAUCCACCCCUGCCUGGGUUCAGAUCCUCCCACGGCCCCGUUCACAUAGGGCCCACGGGGCCUCCCAUACACGUCCUGGAGCCCCAACAUCUCAACCUGCACUUCUGGACUCUGUAAGAGGAGAGACUGAAUUUAUUCCUUCAUUAUUACGUCUGUGUCCAAAACUGGGAAAGUACUAUAAGGACAUCCAAAGACAGAGGAGAAACUCCACAAGAGGAAUUUUACUGACUUGAAAAUGUAAAUGAGGAACAAAGGUACAGUAUUGUGUGAUGGAUUCUAGAUGGAAAAAAAGUCACUUAAAGAAAGCAUCAUGCUGACUAAGAAUUCAUCCUAAAGAUAAAAUGUGAACAACACAGCAUUCAUAUUGUAUGUGCAGUGUCUAGUGCUGACAUAGACUAGGUUUACAGUAUUCUCUAUAAGUAUAUACACAGGAGCUGUGAGCACAAAUAUGACGUGUUUAACAAUGCUUUAAAAAUAGGCAAAACAAGCUCCAUUGGAUUAUCUUCAGAUUAGAUGUUGAAAUGGUUUUCUUCAUAAAAGAAGAAUUUAUUCAGCAUCGUA